AUGCAAGAAAUUAUUAAAUGUAGAGAACAAUUAGAAAAAGCAAUAAAAGAUGGAGAGUUUGAUAAAGCUCUUGAAUGUUUAAAAAAUGCAAAAAAUUUUAAAAUUACAAAAGAUCUUUUAAAGAGUACAGAUAUUGGAAAAUCAGUAGGUAAACUUAGAGCACAUAAGGAUAUUGGCAUUUCAAGUCAAAGUAAAGAAUUAAUUGAUAAAUGGAAGCAAGAUAUAGAAGGUACAUCAGCAACAACAACAUCAUCAUCAUCAUCAUCAUCUUCAUCAACUACAAGCACAACUACAACAAAAACAGCAUCACCAAGUGAGUCAUUAAAAAGAAAAUCAAUAUCUGAAGAUACAUCAGAUAGACCUACUUCAAAACCUCUUUUACAAGAAAAUAAAAAGAUUUCACCACCAACUACACCAAAAACAUCAUCACCACCAAUUGCGUCAUUAAUUGCACCAAUCACAGGUGCAAACGCAGAUCUUAGAAAUAAAACAAUUCAAUUAUUUGUCGAAGCUUUGACAACUGAUAAUGAUGAAACAAUGUCACCACCAGAGGAUAUAGCGGUUGAAAUCGAAGCAGAAAUGUAUGACAUCUAUAGAGGUGUCUCUAAAGAAUAUAAAGAAAAACUUAGAUCUUUUAAAUUCAAUCUUAAAAAGAAUGAUAUAUUAAGAUUAUCUUUAUUGAAUAGACAAAUUUCAGUUGCAAAAUUUUGUUCAAUGGAUAUUUAUUCAAUGGCAAGUGAUGAUUUAAAAGAGGAAAGAAAGAAAUUAGAUAAAUUUAAUACAGAAGCUUCAAUGCUUGGUCAAAAUAAUGAAGCAACUACCGAUCAAUUUCAAUGUGGUAAAUGUAAACAAAGAAAAUGCACAUAUACUCAAUUACAAACUCGUUCAGCAGAUGAACCUCCAACUACUUUUGUUAAAUGUUGUGUAAAGGGUUGUGGUAAUCGUUGGCGUUUUUGUUAA
Messenger RNA from Dictyostelium discoideum AX4, 960 nucleotides. RefSeq names its product RNA polymerase II elongation factor (gene tcea1). The record is from RefSeq and is a predicted model, not a curated record. NCBI's taxonomy places the organism in Eukaryota, Evosea, Eumycetozoa, Dictyosteliales, Dictyosteliaceae. Bases 1 to 960 code for a protein of 319 amino acids. Gene Ontology annotation, molecular function: zinc ion binding; nucleic acid binding. Gene Ontology annotation, biological process: DNA-templated transcription. Gene Ontology annotation, cellular component: nucleus. The transcript is spliced from 4 exons.